AUUUUUCUGUGAUUGUAAUUUUGUCAUAUACUUGAGGAUAUGUGCUUUUUAAUGAUAUAUGGAACGAUAUCAUCGACAAAAUGGUACAUGAGCAAUCAAUUUCUGAACUUGUUAUUCCCGGAUACUUGCACGCUUAAAGUUGGACUGAAAGUCGGCAAAACUUGCGAAUUGCGACUUUUAGUAUCUCUCGUCUCCCUCCUCGCAGACAAGAUAUUUAUCUAUGAUUGGGAUUUUGUCGUAUACUUGAGGAUAUAAUCCCUUCAAUGAUAUGCGGCACGAUAUCAUCCAUAAAAUAGUGUAGGCGUAAUAAAUAUCUGAAUUUAUGAGGUCCAUAUACUCAAGUCUGUAAGACUAAAGUAUUGCGACUUUCGGUAUCGUUUGCCUUCCUCCUGGCAGACCAGAUAUCAAUCUAUAAUUGUAAUCUUGUCAUAUACUUGAGGAUAUAAUCUUUCUAAUGAUAUAUGACACGAUAUCAUCGACAAAAUGGUACAGGAAUAACCAGUUCCUGGACUUAUGAGCUCCAUAUACUUGCACACAUCAAUUUGGACUAAAAUCGGCAACCGUCAAAGACCAACACACUCAGCAUCUCAUGCGGGCCACGCUUCUCGGUGACGGGAUAUCUGUCUAUGUUCCUGUAUUCCCCGCAUAUUUCCAGACUGCCAUGUUAAUGCAUGUCGUACCCAGCCUGCAAUAAGCUGGGCCCCGUCUUGCAUGUCGCUAGUUGGUGCGCGCAAAGGGAGCCAGGAACCAGCUUAAGCCUGCAAUGACGGACUUUACCGAGACGUGACGGAAUCGUUUCUGUGACGUCACAAUCGCAAGGCCGCCAUUGCCUGAGUAGCAACCAGUUUCGCAUCAGUUGACCGCAUAAGCUCUGCCCAAAUUGUCUUUUCUCUGCGUUUCCAAGUAUGAACGAGAUCCAUCUACCCGAUUUUCAUCAUCUCCAGAACGACGGGGAACUCUUGAACCCUUCUCGUUUCUGGGUGGACAUAAUGAAGUCCCGGGUAGGCAUCAGCAAUUCAUACGCCGAAAAGCUGCUCGACUGGUGUCAGGAUUGUAGGACUAAGCUUGGCACUGUCAGUCAAGAUGAUUGGCCUCGACUAACAGGGGAGGCGUGUUGUCUGAGCACAAGGCCUUGAGCCGGGAACUUCUGUCCCUGACUGAGAGACACAUGGUGUGCCUCAAACAUCUUCAGGAGGUGAAGGAGAGCGGAAUAAUGGCCAUGGCUGCCUCUCGUAAUUAUGAAAGGAGAAUAAGCGAGCUGAAGGCUGAGCUAGUGAAAGUGGGGGAAAGGUCCAAGACGUCUCAGCAAAGUAUGCUGGAGAAGAAAGUCCGGACUCUGGAGUCCAAGCUGGUUAAACACAAUCAGAAGGAGCAGACCCACAAAGCCCGUUAUGAGUGCCUGUUGAAAGAGGAAAGCGAGCUUGUGAACAGGCUGAGAAAGACCUCUGACCAUGCAUGUCAAGAAGCAUGUGACCUGCAGAAGAGUCAGUUGGAGUCCUUGAUCUCCAGUCUCAGAGACUUUGUUGUCAAGACAUGCUCGCCUGACAACGGUGACAGGAGCAGCUUCCUGAAGGCGGCCAUUGAUGACAUAGCUGUCGAUGACAUCAUCAAUGCCACCUGUGAUGUCACCUCACAGAAGUACAUCUUCCCAGAUGUUCAGGCCUGGCAUGGGAAGUUUGGCUUCUUGGAGAAAAUUCCAACCCCGUUCGUCCGAGCAUCGGAUGUGGCCAUUAGACGAGAUCCAAAGAAAGGCCUGACUGAGGAGAACCUCCUGGCACAAGAAAUCAUGUCAGCCAUUGGCCAGCCCGUUCACAGUCGCAGACGCUGGAUCUCUAAGUCUAGUACCAAGAAUGGUGACAACGGUGACUUCAACAACAACGAAUCUGUUACUGUCAUCUCAAAAGCUGCAGUGGAGGAGGACGUGAAGUAUCUGGAAGACGUGUAUGUGCGCGUUAUCCGCCCCUUCAAGCCCACCCACCCUGAGCACCUCCAGCUGAAUCUGGGCAUGCGUAUCAAGCAAAAAUUCCCCAUGGACGUACGGGGCAUGUCCUUUGGGUGGUGUCGGCGUGGGCUUGGGGGUCGGAAGAAGCGGCAUGGAUUUUACCCUGCAGAUCACGUGAUCUUGGAGAACUAGACUUUCAUUUCAUUUCAGUUGUAUAUGUUGUAAAAACUUUAUUUUCUACUGUGAAUACACAUUGAUGAAGGUGUA
Haliotis rubra (blacklip abalone) is the source of this 2209-nucleotide messenger RNA. RefSeq lists its product as uncharacterized. The record is from RefSeq and is a predicted model, not a curated record. The transcript has 8 exons. The coding region runs from base 1169 to 2134 and encodes 321 amino acids. Lineage: Eukaryota; Metazoa; Mollusca; Gastropoda; Lepetellida; Haliotidae.